Messenger RNA from Kazachstania africana CBS 2517, 1389 nucleotides. It is a transcript of the gene MEC3, whose product is annotated as Mec3p. Gene Ontology annotation, biological process: nucleotide-excision repair; telomere maintenance; mitotic intra-S DNA damage checkpoint signaling. The record is from RefSeq and is a predicted model, not a curated record. Lineage: Eukaryota; Fungi; Ascomycota; Saccharomycetes; Saccharomycetales; Saccharomycetaceae. Bases 1 to 1389 code for a protein of 462 amino acids. The transcript has a single exon. Gene Ontology annotation, cellular component: site of double-strand break; checkpoint clamp complex.
AUGAAAUUGAAACUGAUCAUAAAUGCAUUAGAAGCGCCAGAUGAUUAUAAAUUACUAAGAACGACAAUAUCUACAGUUGCAUCGUUACGAAAGACAGCAAUUCUACGUUUUACAGAGGAGAAAUUGGUUAUCAUAUCAUCACCUCAAAUAGCAGCAAAUGCUUCAAAUAAUAAUGCUGUAUUAACGGGAGAUUCUGGUCAGCUUUGGUGCAGUAUUCCACGUGAUGUGUUUAGCUUCUAUCAAGUUGUAUCUACACGUGAACAGAACACUAUUACUCUAGAGUAUAGUUGUGAUUCAUUUCUGAGUGUACUGAAGAGGUAUGAUCGAGCUAUGAACCAAGGUUCGAUAUCUGAUAUGAGUAUAAAAUUACAAGCUAUGCCAGAGUGGAACCCACCCAACGAAUCUGCCACAAGCAAUGGAACAGCGCGUCCAAAACAAGGGUUCGUGUGUGCACUAGGGAUAUCAUUCGAAGAGAUUGUGCAUACCAAUAAUGCUGCCGUUGGUAAUGAACCCAAUGAUAUAGAUGAUGGAUUAGGUAUGAUUGCAAAGUCCACGGUGAUGGGCAAUAAUAGGCUUAUCUUACAUUCCUUUAAGAUCCCUGUCAAACUAUUGGUUAGAAGUCAAGAUGCACGGAUCAAAGAACCCACUAUUAAUUCAGAGCAGUUAAUUAUGUUUAAACUACCACCGACUUCUAGCGAAUUAGGUGGUUCUUUCCAUAACUUCAUGAAAAGAAUCGAGCGUUAUAGCAAUUUGCAUGACAUAAAGUUGAGCGCUAUAAAGAAGAAUCAAAGGAACAUCAACGAUGCAGAUGCAAUAAAAUUCAAGAUGAUAGUUGAUGAACUAGAUUGGUAUUUGGAAAUAUGUUGGAAUGGACCAUUGGAUCCAAUUUUUCCUCAUGAUCCAGAAUCUGAAAAAUUGAAUCAAGGUGAAACGGCCCAGAACUCACAUCCCAUUUACGCAGAACAUGAUACUUUCGAAAGUGCUCCCUCUGAACCAUUGCCUUCAAGAAGUUACGCUGAGGAGGAAUAUUAUCCUUCUAGAAUAGAAGAUAGUGAGACGAGCUGCACCACGAAUAAUUCCACUAUGCGUGAAGAAAGUGCGACAGAAAAUGGCAGAGGAGCGCAACUAGCAGACGUCUCGACAAUGGUCGAGCUUGCAGAACAAGAGAGUUCUUCCACGUAUGAGGUUAAAAUACGAAGCAAGGAUUGGAAAGUUUGUUCUAAGCUAUAUGUGGCAUUUCAAGAAGUCUCGCUCCUAGUGUCACACAAUGACUCUUGCGUUUUCCAUUGUUCGCUAGACAGAGGGAGUAUAGACGACAGCAAUGGUGAUGAGAUUGAUAGAGAAAAGGGUCACAUUAUAUACUACAUUGCUAGGUCAAAGGCCUUAUAA